Oncorhynchus keta (chum salmon) is the source of this 11239-nucleotide messenger RNA. It is a transcript of the gene frs3, whose product is annotated as fibroblast growth factor receptor substrate 3. The record is from RefSeq and is a predicted model, not a curated record. The transcript is spliced from 7 exons. Lineage: Eukaryota; Metazoa; Chordata; Actinopteri; Salmoniformes; Salmonidae. Gene Ontology annotation, biological process: cell surface receptor protein tyrosine kinase signaling pathway. Bases 403 to 2337 code for a protein of 644 amino acids. Gene Ontology annotation, cellular component: cytoplasm.
UCUCAACCCGGUGGUCGGGAAAUGUCAAAGAGAGGCCCGUGCUGCAGCAGGGGGCGUAAAGGGGAAAAAACAACAACAGUUUAUUGCUUUAAUUUCACGUAAUUGAUUUUCCUUUCUUAUUAAGCAAGUGUCAUAUCCAAUAGCAUCAGAAACCGAAUCCUAGCUGACCAACUCUCGCAGCCGCCGUUGACAACAAUUUGCAGCCUUGAUCGUUCCCGAUUCGUAUAGCCAGCCUAACAAUCCUUGCCAAACAUGAGGGAGAAAAUACUGCUCCUGUUGAAGAUUUCCAUCAAACCUACUAGCUCUCUCUCAACCAUGACACCCAGCAGAGGACUCUGGGAUUGAUGCUGGGAUCACUCCCACUGAUGGCCUGGACUGGGUUUCAGCUUUCCUGCUGAAGCUAUGGGGAGCUGUUGGAGCUGUCUAUACAGAGACCCCAUCCAAGACAACCAUCUCACCAAAUUCAAGGUAACCAAUGUGGAUGACGAGGGGAAUGAGUUGGGCUCUGGGACCAUGGAGCUCACCGAGACCGAGCUCAUCCUGCACACGCGCAAGAGGGAUGCCAUCCGGUGGCCCUACCUGUGUCUGCGGCGCUACGGCUACGACUCCAACCUCUUCUCAUUCGAGAGUGGCCGGCGCUGCCAGACUGGACAGGGAAUCUUUGCGUUUAAAUGUACUCGUGCGGAGGAGAUCUUUAACCUCCUCCAGGAGCUGAUGCAGUGCAACAGUAUCAAUGUGGUGGAGGAGCCUAUGAUCAUGACCGGCAGCGGACACGCACGAGAGAUAGACAUGCCUCGCACCCCACAGACACCCAACACUCCAGCAUUCCCUGUCCAGGGUUUUCCCAACGGGUACCCGGGGUAUCCCAUGAGAGCUGAAUCCUCCCAGCCCUCUCUAACUGACGACCCCCACGCCCACAGCCACAUGGGCCUGGAGGACCAGGCUCACACCUAUGUGAAUACCGUUACUGUGGAUGGGGAACUCUCCAGUCGACACUGUGUACACUCCCUACCCGAGGUGCGGCCCACUUCCUUCCCCGAGUCAACCCGGGGAGCCAUGCCUGUCGUGGUCCCAGGGGGUGGGCAGACCAGCAUGCACUGUUGUCCCCUCGAGGAACAACGCAAGGAACCCCAGGUAUUCCUUCAGCCUUCCUCUCAGGAGGUCAAAUUCAUGCUGGGACCCACCCCUGCACAGCGCCACCUGCUGGAGAGAGAGAGAGAGAGGCACGGGGGCCACAAUCCACACGCCAUGCGGCCUGUAGAGGGCGCCACAGGUUCAGAGACAGAGGGGGACGAGCCUCCUCUGCACGUGUACAACUCCCACUCCUAUCACCACCCUCACUACCACCACGUGAUGCACCGGCACCCUGGCCACGAACACCAGGAGGGCUGCCAGCUCACCUAUGAGAAUAUCAACGGCCUGAGGGGGGGCCGCAGGCUGAGACUUAGCCCCAGCAGCAUGUCCCAGUCUGUGGGCUCCAGCAGCAGCAGCAGCACCACCGGAGACAGUCACUCUCACCCACAAUCACAUCCCCUCAACCCGCACGCCCAUGGCCCAUCUUCUCUGCCCCCCCAGGGGUACCCCUGUGAGCGGGGCGCGGGGAUGGGCGGUGGUCACCGGCGGACAGCUCUGCUCAACUACGAGAACCUGCCGUCACUGCCCCCGGUAUGGGAGUACCGUGCCCUGCAGAGAGACGAGGAGCAGGACGAGGAUGACGAGGAGCAGGAUGAGGAGGAGUACGAGGAAGAGGAGGAGGACUUUGACGAGUACGAGUUUUCGGAGGGUCCGGGGACGCCCAACGGGUACCACCAGGAAGGGCUGGGGAGGGGGGGGAUCCACCGUGACGCCCUGCAGAACUAUGUCAACACAGAGCAGGUCCAGGUUCAGGUCCAGCCCAGCCGGCUGCGACAUGCCUGCCCCCCUCAACCCCAGCACCUCCAGCCCUGCCACCGCCAGCCGGACCGGGGCGGCCGAAUAUUCAGCUUUGAUUUCCGUAGGCGGCCUGGAGGAGGGUUUGGUCGGGGGGAGGGCUGCGAGCACGGUCACAUGCCCCCGUCGAGGCAGCUCAACUAUAUCCAGGUGGACCUCGAUGCGGAGCCGCCGUGCCAGACCCUCGGGGGGGGUGGAGGAGGGGGAGCCCAGUCUCAGCCCCAGCCACAGCACCAGCGCCUACCACCCCUCAAAUGUGGCCCCCAGCAGGCCCCACGGCGCAGUGAGUUCUACGCUGUGAUUGACCUGAAGAAGACAGCAGCCAUGUCCAACCUGCAGAAAGCCCUCCCCCGGGACGAUGGGACAUCGAGAAAGACUCGCCACAACAGCACAGACCUGCCUCUGUAGAUGCAGUGAGGAGGAGGAGAGACGGAGAAAGAUGAAGGGCGGGAGUAGAGAGAGAGAGAGAGAGAGAGAGAAACAGGUUUGGGUGGAGCGCUUGGCUGGACAGACAGGUAUAGGCAACUCAGCAGCACACUGGACCCCUCACUCUCAUCCAGCCACCUGCCUGUUCUGUCCUGUCCUGUCUUGGCCAGCUGGAUCAUAUACAGGUACCUAAUUAGAAAAUGAACUAAAACUUAUCUGUGCAUAUUCCACUUUAUGGAGCAAGAUUGGUUUGAAGUUGCCAUAUUAUUGUGGGUCACCUUCUGACUGUGGUGAGAUGCUAUCUGAGUUAGCAGCAGAAACCUUGGUCGUGGUUGGCUGGGUUUAUGGUUAAACCCUUAAGCUACCGUUGUUUUUGGUUAUACCCUUUGGCAAUGUUCUUUUUUUUUUAAAAGCUUUGUGGUGGUUGCGUUGAGUGCCAAGUUUGGUUCAGGGUGGGAGCAGGAAUGGACGAGUCAGGUCUCCAACUUUGUGUUUGACCAGUGAUGGUUGAUUUUUAGAUGUAAGAGUAUUGCCCAUCAUAAAGUAGCUAGGUUCCUCAUUCCUUUAUCAUUCAGUGUUGUUUGAUUUAUUUUACGUCCCCGUUUACGAACAUGGGCUCCUAUUGAGUUCAGGGUUAGUUCAGUUUGUUAUUCCCUCAAUUGAAUUAUAAUAAUGUGCAUUCUUCACCUCACAAGCACUUUUUUGACCCCGUGACUGAUAGAAAGGACAGUUGAUGAUAUUUAUUUAUAACUAUCUGCCCUCAGGAAUUAGUACAGAUCAGUACAGUUUGCACAUUAUCCUUUGGAAUUGUAAUGUUACAUCCUAUCCAGUAUUAUAUUUUUAGUCCCCCCAAAAAAAGACCCCAAAGCAGAAAAAAAUGUUGAAUAGAUUUUCUCUCUUAAUCCAAUAUUAAAUAUCAUACAUUUUUCAUGUUGAAAUGAAAUCUAAAAUGGAAAUAAUAGUAACCUUGAUAGCAUGAAACAGUCAGUGUGUUGAUAGAUUUCCAACAUCCGCACACACACACACACACACGCACACACACACACACACACACACACACACACACACACACACACACACACACACACACACACACACACACACACACACACACACACACGCACGCACAACAUAACUAUUGGGACGAUUGAAUUCAUCUCUGACUGCAUAUCAUUCCACUUGAAUAGGAAUCCAUAUCUAAUUCCUAAACUAUGGUUAACUUUGCACUUUUUUACCUUUGAAGUCCCCACAGUUCCGAAUCCCUCAUCUGGAGCAACAGAAAGGUUGUGAUCUGACAAACUCCUUCGAGAUGGUGAUGUCAUCACACAGACCCAAAUAUUGUAUGGAUGUAUUUCUUUUUUUUUUCUUUUUUUUUUACAUUAUAGAGACCUAUAGCAACUUACAUUUUUUUUUAGAGAAGAAGUUGAUAACCUGUGAUAAUGGCUUAAAGAUAUUAAUAAUAACCUCAUAUAAAAAUGACCGGUUGACUAUUUUAGUAUGUAUCAGAUUGAUAACUGAGGGUUGUCAACUGAGGGUCUGUUUUAAAGGGGAAUAUAUCAGUAUGUUUAAUGUUAACUGUUUAUGGAAAGUAUUAUAUCAUUGAGCGUUUGGCUGAGGAUAUUUAUUUAUUUAUUCAUUGAGAUGUCUAUAUGGUGAUUGUUUUGCAUAAAAAUGUGACAAAACUGUUUUUCGUAAUCUAGCCAGUUGGUGAUUUGGAGACCAAAGUAUCACCAGUCAUCGUCACACUGUCUGGGACACCAUUGUAAUACCAUUGUUAUGCCUGUAAUUAAUAACCUUACAUUCUGAAGAAGAAAGACUGUAUUAAUAUAUUAAAGUGCCAAAUCUUUACUGUUACCUGUAUGAACGUAAUGAAUCAAAUCAAUGUGCCAUUAGGAUGUGUAAUAGAAAACCUGAGGGCUAGGAGGCAAGGAGUUAGCCUACAUGUCGAAAAACAAAGGGAAGAGCUUGGAGGUCUAUGGCCGUAUGUAUCAAGAGUAGGAGUGCUGAUCUCGGAUCAGGUCUCCCCUGUCCAUGUGAUCGUAUUCAUUAUGAUCGAAAAAGGCAAGAACAUUCCCACUCUGAGACUCUUGAUACAUACUGAACAGGGUCAGGGUUUAUAUAUUGUUAACCCUUUGUACUCCUCCUCAUGAAUCUGUCUAGCUGAUCCAGGUCAACUGGACAAGGAAGGGCAAGAAAGACACAUUUCACCUCAUAGGCUAGGCUAUACAUUGACAGCCAUAUCGGAGUGAGACAACGGAUUCGUUAUAUCUAUCUAGUCUUCACAACUCCAGUGGUUUUAUGCUGCUAUAAGGUAGAAGUUCAGACAGUAAGAGGAGGUAGGGAUGGUAGUGGCUAUGCAGGAUUGUUUACCAUAUUGUUUAGUAAAUGGAACUACCAUUUUCGUAUUCACUCAAGAUCACUGCAUCAGGGCUACCAGUAUGAAAAUGUGUUUUAAUUCAAAUAAGUUUUCAUUUCUCAUUUCUAUUUCUUAUUUCUCUUGGAUUGGUGUGAUCAAUCCACAUACCAAAACCUUGUUUUCAUUACAAUCUGGCUGUCUAAUCUGAAGUAAUGUGGCUGAAGGUGCAGCACAGGCCUAGCAACUGUAAUCCUCAUAACUGCUUAUUUAAUCUGAUGGAAAGAUAUACGUAGGUCUACUCACUGUUUGUGGACAUUUUUCAGACAGGGAUAUAUCCGUUUGCACACAUAUAUUUUCGUGAUACAUUUAAAGGGUGUUUACAUUUCGCAAUAAUGGUUUAAUAGAGAUGUAUUGUUGGAGAUGAGGUUUAUUCAGACCAAUGUGUGUGAGGUUCGAGGUGCGUUGUUAAUGGUUCCACAGGCCUGUUGUAUUUGAUCCCCUGUUUUUAUGUGAAUCAGCAUUGGAACUAAGACCUCUCUCAGGCCCCCUGUUGACAAUAUUAUAACUUUGUUAUUGUAUACAUGCUUAGAUUAGAACGUGGGGGAAAAAAAUGUCUGUUUCUGUUUUCUUGAUUGUCUUAUAACAGCAAAUUUGCGCUUACUCAACACCUGACUUAAUUGUGCCAUAAGUGACUGUUGCCAAGCUUUCUGGACAGCGUGUGGCUUUCGAAUGUCGAAGCCUUUUAAAGGGCCAGGUUAGGUGUCAGAAGGCAUACAGCAAACAUCUCUGUGUACUGUGUUUGCACUGAUACAGUGGUUCCGACUGUUUCUAAUGGUUUGACAGUAUCUGUAUAUUCAUUAGUCAGUCAUUGUUAUCAAUUUGGUGACACUUAAUUGUAAAGGUACACAGGAAUAGUACCUUAAAAUGUGUUCCUUAUACUAAAGUGUUGCCAGAAAUAUUGUCCAGAAAGGACUUUUUGGGAACCGUAUCUUGUCAUAUCAAUGUUGUCAUUUUGAUUUUCCUUGAAAAGCGAGAAAAUAUUAACAAUGAAGGAGUGUCCGGUAACACAUGACUUAUGUUUAAAUAAUAAACCACUUAAUUGAGGCCUAAUGUAUAGCUAAUAAGACACAAUAAAGGCCUUAUGAGCUACGUAUAUACACACUUAUAAACUACAAAUUAGUGGCUAAUAUGUGUAUCUUAAAAUAAAGUUUGACCCGAAUUUAAUUCAAACAAACAGUUUUUUACUCUUUUAUGUAAUUUCAUCACAACUGCCUGACCACCACAAGGUGGUGUUGCUUGCUACAAUGCUCGGGAUGAUGAGAAAAUAAGUAAUUUUCCUUCCACAGCCCCUCAAAAUGCCACUCUAGGUCCAAAAUGCACUUAGUUCCAUAAUAUUACCAAGGUACAAACAAAGUAGCUCAAAAUCUAAGGAAUGUUACAGUGAUUUGAUACUGUAUUUCAAAAUGUUUUUGUUUGUUUGUCCAUUUGUUUAUUUACCAUUGAAUGCAUGUGUAAUAUCCACUGGUGGGUGACGAUGAUGCAGACAGGGGUCCAUUAUUUUCAUUCAAUCACAUGCUGAGCUAACGCUCUUCUUGUCCAAUAAGACCAGAGCAAUUGAAACCUGUAUGUUAAUGGUGAUAAUAAUAUGUGUUGAUCGGUUGAUAUAAAGGUUGGGUAGGCCAAAGUAAAUGACUGUGAUGUACACUAAUAUUUGACUGAGUGCCAAAUGUGGUUUAGUACUAUGACUUUGACGACAGGCCAGGGACACACCUGGCUGAGAUCCACUAGGAGCUCUAUAGGACUCUCCCUGAGAGAUGCCAAUGACUCUCUCACCCUCUGGUCUUGGUUUAACCUGCGGUAUGAAUGUAAUAAGCAAAGAGAGACUAUAUAGACGAAGGGCAACUAUGCUUAAUGUUUCUAUCCUUGCUGGGGGAAAAAAGGUGAGUGGUCAGAAGUUUUGUCUAAAUUUAAACAUUUGCAAUCUGAGUUUCUUCUACGUAUAUUUGUAUUUCUUGUAAGUAUGUAUGUAUGUAUGUAUGUAUGUAUGUAUGUAUGUGUGUGUGUGUGUGUGUGUGUGUGUGUGUGUGUGUGUGUGUGUGUGUGUGUGUGUGUGUGUGUGUGUGUGUGUGUGUGUGUGUGUGUGUGUAUGUAUGUAUGUAUGUAUGUAUGUAUGUGUGUGUGUGUGUGUGUAUAUAUAUAUUUAUAUAUAUAUAUAUAUAGUACCAGUAAAAAGUUUGGACACACCUACUCAUUCAAGGGUUUUCCUUUUUUUGUUUUAUUUUCUACAUUGUAGAGUAAUAGUGAAGACAUUAAAAAUUGUAUCCCCCCAAAAAGUGUUAAACAAAUCAAAAUAUCUUCUUCAAUGUAGACACUUUUUGCCUUGAUGAUAGCUUUGCACACUCUUGGCAUUCUCUCAACCAUCUUCAUGAGGUAGUCACCUGGAAUUAAUUUCAAUUAACAGAUGUGUCUUGUUAAAAGUUCAUUUGUGGAAUUUCUUUCCUUCUUAAUGUGUUUGAGCCAGUCAGUUGUGUUGUGACAAGGUAGGGUGAUAUACAGAAGAUAGCCCUAUUUGGUUAAAGACCCAGUCCAUAUUAUGGUAAGAACAGCUCAAAUAAACAAAGAGAAAUGACAGUCCAUCAUUACUUUAAGACAUGAAGGUCAGUCAAUCUGGAAAAUCUCAAGAACUUUGAAAGUUUCUUCAAGUGCAGUUGCAAAAACCAUCAAGCACUAUGAUGAAACUGCCUCUCAUGUGGACCGCCACAGGAAAGGAAGACCCAGAGUUAUCUCUGCUGCAGAUCAUGAGUUUAUCAAAGAUACCAGCCUCAGAAAUUCCAUCCCAAAUAAAUGCUUCACAGAGUUCAAGUAACAGACACAUUUCAACAUUGAUUGUUCAAAGGAGAUUGUGUGAUCAAAUUGCUGUAAAGGAAACCAAUAAUAAGAAGAGAGUUGUUUGGGCUAAGAAUCAUGAGCAAUGAAAUCUGUCCUUUUGUCUGAUAAGUACAAAUUUGAGACUUUGGUUCCAAGCGCUGUGUCUUUGUGAGAGUAGGUGAAUGGAUGAUCUCUGCAUGUGUCGUUCCCACCAUGAAGCUUGGAGGAGGAGGUGUGAUGGUGUGGGGGUGCUUUGCUGGUGACACUGUCAGUGAUUUAUUUAGAAAUCAAGGCACACUUAACCAGGAUGGCUACCACAGCAUUCUGCAGCGAUACACAAUUCCAUUUGGUUUGCGCUUAGUGGGACUAUAAUUUGGUCUAACUCAUCCCAAACCAUCUCAAUUGGGUUGAGGUCGGGUGAUUGUGGAGGCCUGGUCAUCUGAUGCAACACUCCAUCACUCUCCUUCUUUGUCAAAUAGCCAUUAUACAGCCUGGAGGUGUGUUGGGUCAUUGUCCUGUUGAAGCGAUACACAAUUCCAUCUAGUUUGCUCUUAGUGGGACUAUAAUUUGUUUUUCAACAGGACAGUGACCCAACACACCUGAAGUAUAUAACAUAUAUAUGUAUAUUGAUUUGUUUAACACUGUUUUUGUUACUACAUGAUUCCAUAUGUGUUAUUUCAUAGUUUUGAUUUCUUCACUAUUAUUCUACAAUGUAGAAAAUAAUAAUAAUAAUAAUAAAGAAAAACCCUUGAAUGAGUAGGUGUGUCCACACCUUUGACGUGUACUGUGUGUGUGUGUGUGUGUGUGUGUGUGUGUGUGUGUGUGUGUGUGUGUGUGUGUGUGUGUGUGUGUGUGUGUGUGUGUGUGUGUGUGUGUGUGUGUGUGUGUGUGUGUGUGUGUGACACAGUGAAGGUCUUCUCUUAUCUUCAUUGGAGUUACUGUAACUAAGCUAUUUUUGCUACAUCUAUUGAAAUGUGGAAAGAUGAAGCUCAUAGCAUCUCAUUAUAUUUGUGGGAUAAAAAACAUUCUAUAUACCACCAUGCUGAAACAAGAUGUCCAGCAUAAUACAGGAUGUUGUCUGCACCCCUCGCUGUCCCUGUCCCACCCAUGUCCCAAUACAAAACUAAACAGGAAUGCCAUUUGGUGAAUGCUAUAAUGGUGAAUGUAUGCCAUUUGGCGAGAGUUAUGGUAUAAAACCAUUGAAGAGCGGGACUUGUAUGAAAAUAUGUAUGUGACUAAAUGUAAUGUCAACAUUAAAAUUCUACUGUAAAGAAAUGUAUUUACAUUUUUUGUAUUUUAUCCCCUUUUUUGAUCUUGUAUCAUCGCUGCAACUCCCCAACGUGCUCGGUAGGCGAAGGUCGAGUCAUGCGACCUUCGAAACAUGACCCUGACAAACCGCGCUUCUAAACACCCGCCCUUAUAAACACCCACCCGCUUAACCUGGAAGCCAUCCGCACCAAUGUGUCGGAGGAAACACUGUUCAACUGACGACCAAGGUCAGCUUGCAGGCGUCCGGCCCACCACAAGGAGUCGCUAGAGCACGAUGAGCCAAGUAAAGCCCCCCUGGCCUAACCCUCCCCUAACCUGGAUGAUGCUGGGCUAAUUGACACAGCCCGAGAACGAACCAGGGUCUGUAAAGACGCCUCUAUCUAUGUGAUACAGUGCCUUUGACCGCUGCGCCACUCGGGAGGCCCAAGAACAUUUUAUUUUGAUGACCAUUUUAAUUCAAUUUUACACUGAAUCUUUCCAUUGGACAACAUUAUCAACAGCUGCCUGUACAUGUUCAAAUUGACCUCAAAGUCAUUCCACCUCAAAAAGCACAAAAAAAUAGGAUUUUGACACCCAAAUCAAAUAUUGGUCUGAAAUGUUGUUUCUGUAGUUAGAAACAGAUUAGAUAAGCAGUCUUGCAACAUUAUUUUGUUGAAAGAUCAUUUGAGCUUAUUGAUUGCACCCAAAUUGGCAAUUUUAAUUGGUUGGAUUGGUAUAAUAUUCAGUUAAUAUAGUACCCAACAUCUUCUUAACAAUGAUUAAGACAUGAGGAUUUCAAAUCUCACACCAAGCCCACCCCAACGGCCAGUAUACCGUAUCAGUUCUCUCUGUAGUAUGAAGCUGUGGCUUGCAGUAUUGUUUAUUCAUACUAUGUAAUGUAUUCAUGGUAAAUUUGGUGAUUGUUUCUUUCCCUGUUUGGAGAAAUUAUCCAUUGAAGUUGCUUGUGGUCCCCCCCAUAAAUGAGUGUGAAAGUAUCAGGUUUUGCCCACUAGAGGCCACUGCUCCUGCUAUUGCCACACCCUGUUAUCAAUUUUUCUGCAUUUAUUAAUUGGAUCACAACGUGUCCUUUUCAGCUUUGGGUAGAAAACCAAUAGCUUUUGCUCAGGAUGAAUUGUUUUUAUUCUCAAAAUUCAAGACAGUCCUCCAUGAAAGCAAUUCAGUUUGUACUUCUCUUAGACUUGAUAUGUGUCAAGGAAAUGGCCCCUGUGUGUGUGUGGUUUAUUUCCUUUUAAAAAAGGUCUGGAUUAGUUAGUGGUGAACAAGUAAACCAUUAGGCUACAGCAGAUCUAGUUUCAAUGUUAUGUUCUCUAAGGGUCUAACUGAUCCAGACAAAAAAUAGAGAUGUCUUCUAAUAAUUUUAUUGAAACAUAACCAUGCAAUGGUUUAUAAUUUUAUAAUUGUAUUAGGGUUGUCACAUUUUAGUCAUUAGCCCAUUUAUCCAUAAAAUUGCUGGGCUUCAUAUGAUAAUUGCACCAUAGGGAUAGCCCUCUUAGUGAGCUGGCAGUUGUUGGACUAUUCAAAGAGAGUUGGGCUGAUGCAAUAGGUUGCUAAGAGAAGUAAACAUUUCAUUUAUUUCAUGGAAGACUAGCUGGACUCUGAACAGGGUGGAAAAUACACAAAAUUUGCUGAGAAUACAUUACAUAGUAUGAAUAAACAUGACUUAAUGUUGCAGCUUCAUACUUCUUGUCAAACAUAGAGAACUGAUACUGUAUACUGGCCAUUGGGUGGGCUUGGUGUGGGGUUUGUUGGGUCCGUGGGUGGCUUUUGACCGUUUAUUUGGAUCCCUCGUGUCUUAAUCAUUGUUAAGAAUAUAUUUGGUACACAUCUGAUGUUGGGUACUAUAUUUAUUGAAUGUUAUAUGAAUCCUAUAUAUUUAAAAUUGCCAAUUUGGGUUAAAUAAAUUAGCUUAAUUUCUCAGUUUAUUAAAUUGUCUUUGAAAAAAAUGACGUUGCAGGAAUGCUUAUCUACUCUGUGUCUAACUACAGGAACCAUUUCAGAACAAUCUGAGAUGGUGGGUGUCAUGGCAUGCUGAAUUGAAAUGACUCUCUCAGUACGAGUGGAUAAUUGACAUUUUAAUAGGUUAUUACUUAGUUAAUCCUGUUUUACCUUUGUUUUACGAAGAACCUGAAAUUCUACAUGAUAUUCAUUUUGAGACUGCUUUAGGCAAGUGAAAUAUUGUUUACCUCUUUACUUUGAGCAUGCACUUGGUGUCUGCCUGUGUAACACGUUUUGUGAUGUUCUGUACAGAGAGCAUGGUUUUGUAGUAAGUACUAGAGAUUUUGAUCCAGCUGUAAAUAUAUAUAUGACUUAUAUAGUUGUCGUGUUGUCUGUCUUGUUUCAUGGCGAAUGAACCAUUGUGUCAAAAAUAAAGCAGAGCUUUUAUUGUUUUUA